AUGGCUCAAGAAGAGAUGGAAGUUGAUCUCCAACCAGUGGCUGGUUACUCUGUAGAGAACCUCAGGAUACUUCCCACAGAGCCGUCUGGUCACACAGCGCUGUCCUCCCAUGCUGCAGUGCUUGAUGAUGGAGGAGGCAGUGUUACAGUUCUUCCUGCUGCUGAUGCUGUUGGCAUAAUAAAUGCUGGUACAAGGGAAGCAGCUGCUGAGCCUGACCUGCAGGUGGGUCCAGCCGGGGCUCUCAACAGACUGCAAAGGCUGCAAGGAGCUUUUGAUCCGUAUUGGCCAGUGCCUGUGCCACAGGUCACGCAGCGUCCACGAGUGAGGAGAGCUCGCAGGCAGCAGAGAGUUGGUGGCUCCCAGAGGACAAUCAGUGCCAGGGCAGCAUUGGACAGUUACUUUCAAGUCAGCAGGACCCAAGAGCCAGCUACAGGACCAGUUCCACAUCUGGAGCGCUUGCAUAUUGUGAGGGACAACCAGGAACACAGCUCAGAUGAAACAAUAGUAGUGAGCAGCUCUGACAGCAGCUCUUCUGCUGAGGAGGAGGAAGUGGUGGAGGCUGCAGCACUGCUGUUACCGUCGGCCCAGGAGACACCUCCAGCAGCUAGCUCGGGAGUUUCCAGUCAGGUCCAAGCAGAGCCACCUCAAGCUUUGUCUCAAGCUUCUGCAGAACAUGGAAGUCAAGAAGGUGAAGAGGCUGAAGUCCAGCAAAAACAGAGAACUCCACUAAAGAAACUGGAACUGUCAGUUCCUGUCGCGCCACCGGAUGAGGAGGAAGGGGAUACCUGUGCAAUCUGCUUUGAGCAGUGGACCAACGCUGGGGACCACCGUCUCUCAGCAUUGCGGUGUGGACACCUGUUUGGUUACACCUGCAUCGAGAGGUGGCUCAAGGGACAAGCAGGGAAGUGUCCCCAGUGCAAUAAGAAAGCAAAACGUUCUGACAUUGUGAUCCUGUAUGCUCGCACUCUGAAAGCACUGGAUACCAGUGAACAGGAGCACAUGAAAAGCUCUUUAGAAAAGGAGCAAAUGUUACGGAGACAGGCAGAGCUGGAAUCUGCACAGAGCCGUCUCCAGUUGCAGGUUUUGACAGAUGAAUGCAGCAAACUCCGCAAACAAGUUCAGGAGCUGAAGGCUCUGGUGGCCCAGCACAAUGUGAGUGCUUCUCAGCAACCUGGCAGCUCCCGCACCUAUCCCCCAGGCAGUCUCCCCUCCAGCCAAAGCCAGCGCAAGUACCACUUGGAAAAGGUUUUUGUGGUGUCUCAGACUGGGAACUGCAGAGUAAUGGCAUACUGUGACUCGCUGAGUUGUCUCGUAGUAUCACAGCCUUCUCCACAGUCUACUUUUAUUCCUGGUUGUGGUGUUAAGAUGAUGAGUGUGGCCAACCUGAAGAGCAGUCAGUACAUUCCCAUCCAUAGUAAACAGAUUCGGGGACUGGCUUUUGGCAGCCGAGCAGAUGGCUUGCUGCUCUCUGCUGCUCUGGACAACACUCUCAAACUUACCAGUUUGGCAACAAACACUGUGGUGCAGACAUACAAUGCUGGCCGUCCUGUCUGGAGCUGCUGCUGGUGCCUCGAUGAUGCAAACUACAUCUAUGCUGGAUUGGUCAAUGGCUCUAUCAUGAUAUAUGAUUUGAGAGACACCAACUCUCAUGUCCAGGAACUAGUCCCUCAGAAGUCCAGGUGCCCCAUGGUAUCACUGUCCUAUCUGCCCCGGAUGGCCUCAGCCUCACUGCCUCACGGUGGAAUAUUAGCUGGGACCUUGGAAGGAGCCUGUUUUUGGGAACAGAAAGCUGGCAACUCCUACCGGCCUCAUCACCUGCCACUGGAACCUGGAGGAUGCAUCGAUAUUCAAACGGAGAUCAGCACACGGCACUGCCUUGCGACAUACAGGCCUAGUAAAAAUAACCCAUGCGUGCGUUGUGUGAUGAUGGAACUGACUUGCAGCCCACCGACAGAGGCCUCAGAAGAUGUGGUGUGUUCUUCUAACCCGGUUCAGACUUUCAGUGCUGGGCCCACCUGCAAGUUGCUGACCAAGAACGCCAUUUUUCAGAGCCCAGAGGAGGAUGGCAGCAUCUUUGUGUGUGCCGGUGAUGAGGCAUCUAAUUCAGCCCUGCUCUGGGAUGCUGGCAGUGGCUCCUUGCUGCAGAAGCUGCAGGCUGACCUGCCUGUGCUGGAUAUUUGCCCCCUGGAAGUGAACCAAACCCACCUCCUGGCUACUCUGACUGAGAAGGCGGUGAAGAUCUACAGGUGGCAGUAAGAGUGGUCCCUACGCUUGCCUGAAGUCUUCCAAACGUGCUGCUGAUCAACCCUGCACAACUGCUUAGUCCCAGGCUCUGCUGUCCUGCACACGCUGCUUACAGGAGAUGGGAACCACUGCAGCACCUUUCUGGCAGUAGGCAGGAACUGCGAUGUGCUGGUGCCUGGAGCAAUUCCCUUCUUCCUUCAUCUUCCUUUUUAUGUCUACCCUUAUUUCUUCUUAGGUCAAUUUUCUUCAGUCAGACUCUGCAAGUUGCCUCAGCACAGCAGUAAUUCUUGGACUGUCUCCAGCAUGUGUUGCUGCACUCUUUUCCAGUGUGAAUACAGCACAGGGACUUGCAAAUCUCUUAGACAAAUCAACAAAAUAAGAAGAACUUGAAGACCUGAGACUCCCACCGCACUUUCUCAUGGAGUCCUGGUGUGAUUACUGGGUGAUAAAAAGGUGGCAAUAUUGGCAUCUUGCUAGCGUGGCCGAUACUCAGUGUAAAGGCAGGCUCACUGCUUUAGAGAACAUACCCUCGUGUUCUUUUGAAGGUCUAGGGUCAGUUGGCAGUUAUUGCCUGAUGAGGACAGACCCUGUUUUGUACUUGUGGAGAGCACAGGCUUGGAAAAUCUAUAUACUUUGCACUGUAGUUCAUUAAUCUCUGUUCCCAUUUCCUUCUCCUCUCUUUCCUGCUUCACUCACAAGCAAACUUGGACAGUUUGGUUGUGGAAGAUGAAACACUAGAAGUACAGGUAAAGAGGAGGAGAUGUACUAUUGGCUGCUGAAGGCCGUGGUGUCCUUAAAGACAGCAGUGUACUGAGACAGUACCUUGGAAAGGAAUGCUGGUUGCUGUUUUUUAGUUGGGUUUUUUUUGUUGUUGGUGGUUUUUGUUUUUUCCUCCCUUUGAGGAACUGGUGGAGACUCAGGGAUUUCAUCAGAUUGCUUUCACUGACCUUUUGCCUUCCUUAAAUCAUAGUUACCAGUUCACUGGCAGGUCACAGGCAGCUUCCGGUUGUAUUUGUGUGCAGGUGUGCUGCAGACUUGUUGGUUUACUUAAAUCUGAGCCCAUGGCAUGGGAUCACGGGCAGGGGAUAUGUUGCUGGCCAGGUACAGUGGGCUCUUGGCACCCUUAGCAUAAAUAUGCUGUGGCGUGUGAGAAUGUUUAUUUCCAGGUCAGAUCGUGGAAGAGGACUUAUGUUUCACUUUGUUUAACGAAAACAAACUUGCAAGGAUGUUGGAAGCUGCAAGACAAGUUCCCUGUGCUGGAAACUUACCCCUCAGCACACCUCUGCCUCUGGCUGUGGUAAGCAGCAUCUGUUCUGUUUGGAUUGUGUGUGCUGCCAUUUAAAUUGCCAGAACAGUUUUAUUUUAUGGUCUGAGGCUUGCACAGUGUGAUCCUGUUUGUCUUCCCUCUUAAACAGAGAUCUUCUCGAUCUCAUUUUUAACUUUUAUAUUUUUCUGUAUAGUAUUUUGUUCCUAUAUUUUUAUAUACUGUACAAAUAAAGUCUUCAU
This is a messenger RNA of Athene cunicularia (burrowing owl), 3750 nucleotides long. It is a transcript of the gene RFWD3, whose product is annotated as ring finger and WD repeat domain 3. The coding region runs from base 1 to 2256 and encodes 751 amino acids. The transcript has 12 exons. Gene Ontology annotation, molecular function: ubiquitin protein ligase activity; protein binding. Gene Ontology annotation, biological process: protein ubiquitination; interstrand cross-link repair; double-strand break repair via homologous recombination. The record is from RefSeq and is a predicted model, not a curated record. Gene Ontology annotation, cellular component: site of double-strand break; nucleus. Lineage: Eukaryota; Metazoa; Chordata; Aves; Strigiformes; Strigidae.